Phyllostomus hastatus (greater spear-nosed bat) is the source of this 4281-nucleotide messenger RNA. RefSeq names its product PHD finger protein 19 (gene PHF19). Gene Ontology annotation, cellular component: nucleus. The record is from RefSeq and is a predicted model, not a curated record. Bases 305 to 2050 code for a protein of 581 amino acids. Gene Ontology annotation, biological process: chromatin organization; regulation of DNA-templated transcription. NCBI's taxonomy places the organism in Eukaryota, Metazoa, Chordata, Mammalia, Chiroptera, Phyllostomidae. Gene Ontology annotation, molecular function: chromatin binding; DNA binding. The transcript is spliced from 15 exons.
CUUGUUUGUCCACCUUAUGUGUAAGUUCUGUUGUGUGUCUGUGCUCUGUACACUGUGUGUCUCUCCUUGUUUGUAUCUGUGUCUACACUCUGUAAUCGCUGCCUCUUUAUUGUAUGUACGUGUCGUGCAUAUGGUGUGGUGUGAACUUAUAUCUGUGCUGUGUCUCUGCUGAUCGUGCUGCCAGCGCAGGGUGUUGUGCGUUUAUGUUGUGUGAAUCCGGUUUGGGUUGCCCUGGAUCCUGUCUGCGCUGUGAGCCUGCACCUCCCUGCUGUGUCUGUGCCAGCUGUAGUAAGAGUGGAAACCAAUGGAGAAUCGAGCUCUGGACCCAGGGACUCGGGACUCCUAUGGUGCCACCAGCCACGUCCCCAACAAGGGGGCCCUGGCAAAAGCCAAGAACAACUUCAAAGAUCUGAUGUCCAAGCUGACGGAGGGCCAGUAUGUGCUGUGCCGGUGGACCGAUGGACUGUAUUACCUUGGGAAGAUCAAGAGGGUCAGCAGUUCAAAGCAGAGCUGCCUUGUGACUUUUGAAGAUAAUUCCAAGUACUGGGUCCUGUGGAAGGACAUACAGCAUGCUGGAGUUCCCGGGGAGGAGCCCAAGUGUAACAUCUGCCUGGGGAAGACAUCAGGGCCGUUGAAUGAGAUCCUCAUCUGUGGCAAGUGUGGCCUGGGUUACCACCAGCAGUGCCACAUCCCCAUAGCAGGCAGUGCCGACCGGACUCUGCUCACACCUUGGUUCUGCCGACGGUGCAUCUUCGCGCUGGCUGUGCGGAAAGGCGGCGCGGUGAAGAAGGGCGCCAUCGCCAGGACGCUGCAGGCGGUGAAGAUGGUGCUAUCCUACCAGCCCGAGGAACUCGAGUGGGACUCGCCCCAUCGCACCAACCAGCAGCAGUGCUACUGCUAUUGCGGCGGCCCGGGAGAGUGGUAUCUGCGGAUGCUGCAGUGUUUCCGGUGCAGGCAGUGGUUCCACGAGGCCUGCACCCAGUGCCUCAACGAGCCCAUGAUGUUUGGGGACCGGUUCUACCUGUUCUUCUGCUCCGUGUGUAACCAGGGCCCAGAAUACAUCGAGAGGCUGCCCUUGCGAUGGGUGGAUGUGGUUCACCUGGCCCUCUACAACCUGGGGGUGCAGAGCAAGAAGAAGUACUUUGACUUUGAGGAGAUCCUGGCCUUUGUCAACCACCACUGGGAGCUCCUGCAGCUCGGCAAGCUCACCAGCACCCCCGUGACCGACCGAGGACCGCAUCUCCUCAACGCGCUGAACAGUUACAAAAGCCGGUUCCUCUGCGGCAAGGAGAUUAAGAAGAAGAAGUGCAUCUUUCGCCUGCGAAUCCGAGUCCCGCCCAACCCACCAGGGAAGCUGCUGCCUGACAAGGGCCUGGUGCCCCCCGAGAGUGGCACCUCCUCUGAGCUGCGUAAGAGAGGAAAGAGCAAGCCUGGUUUGUUGCCUCACGAAUUCCAGCAGCAGCAGAAAAGGCGAGUGUAUAGAAGAAAAAGAUCAAAGUUUUUGCUGGAAGAUGCUAUUCCCAGUAGCGACUUUACCUCAGCCUGGAGCACCAACCACCACCUGGCCAGCAUAUUCGACUUCACAUUGGAUGAGAUUCAGAGUUUAAAAAGUGCCAGCUCAGGCCAGACUUUCUUCUCAGACGUGGACUCCACGGACGCCGCCAGCACCUCGGGCUCCGCCUCCACCAGCCUGUCCUAUGACUCCAGACGGACAGUGGGCAGCCGCAAGAGGAAGCUGGCGGCCACGGCGUACAUGCCACUGCGGGCAAAGCGGCGGGCAGCCGAGCUGGGGGGGCACUGCCCCUCGGACAGCGGCGCGGAGGGGGCUUCGGGCCCCGAGCGGCCAGACGAGGGCGUCGACAGCCACACGUUUGAGAGCAUCAGUGAGGACGACUCGUCCUUGUCCCACCUCAAGUCGUCCAUCACGAACUACUUCGGCGCGGCUGGGCGGUUAGCCUGUGGGGAGAAGUACCAGGUGCUGGCACGGCGGGUCACGCCCGAGGGCAAGGUCCAGUACCUGGUGGAGUGGGAAGGGACCACCCCUUACUGACCAGCCCUCGGGGGGUGCCAGGAGCCCUGGGAAGCAAAGAGGGGACAGUGGGAGCCACCGGCUGCCCAGUUCUCUUCAGGGUGGGGUGGGGGAGGGAAGCAAGACGGAGCUGCAGGUGCCUGGCACAGGCCCCCUCCCCCCGCCCACCUUCCAGGCCGAGGUCUGCGCCUCGCUGCCGCGCCCAUUCUGCCCUCCGGCUGCUUCAGGCUCCUCGCCCCUUCACCUGUGUCUCUAAGGUCCCCGUGUUGCCACACGCUCCCCACUCCCUCCGGCUGCUCACCUGUUCCUCUGAACGUGUGUCCCCUCGGCCCUGGCAUCCUUUUUCCUGAAGCCCGAGUCUGUCUUUGUCCCCAACUUUGUGUCACUUACCUCUUGACCUUUUGAGGGGGGGUUUAGACACCCUCCACGUGCACACUGUCCCUCCCACCUGACUCAUGGGGCAGCCGGUGCCCCAGGGACCACCUUGUGAGAACAGGAAACUCUGAGGAAGAAUGGGUGAAGGUGGGUCAGGAGAGCUCUCGGGGCUUUUCCCUCCACUUUCCUGCCCUCCCCCAAACCCCCAGCCCUGGAAAAGGGGGUGAGGGCAGCAGGCCUCCAUGAAAGCCUGGGUGGCGCAGCCCCUGCAACUCUCAGGAUCUGAGGCGUCAAGAGGCUGGGUCUGCACCUCAAGGUACCAGCACCGGAGCCCACCUGUCAAGGCUCAGAGUGAGGGCUGCAGUGUCCACUUCUGAGGUCCCCGUUUCCCUUUGCUUGGCCACACCCCUCUUAGUGACCCUGGAGCUGGGCGUGGCCUUGAAAACCCGGGGCACAGGGAGAGAACGUGGGAAGAAAGGAAGGCAUUUUGUGCCAAACCUCAGACUUGUUUCCCACGCCUGCUGCCCCAGACCACUGCACGUGUAGCCAAAGGCAGGUUCCCUCACACAUAAUAAGCUUCUGCCCUCACCUACUCUCACCCUCCAGGCACAAACAUUGGGUCCCUGGCCUCCAGGUGUGUACACACACACACACCCUCCAGUGACAGCCUGGCUCCUGCCCUCAUCUCCCUUGCCACCCCCCACCCUGACCUCCUUCCAGGGACCACGUGCUGCAACGAAAUGUGAAAGUCCAGCCCCUGCCCCUUCCUUCAGCCCCCCGAGCCAGCUCUGAACCAGCCCUGACCCCGCCGGAAAGCACAGGGAGUACCCCCGGCUCCUCUGCCUUGUUCCCUGCUCCGCCCUGAAAUGACAAUCAGUUUUUGGGACAGGUUGGGAGUUUUAAGGGCCUGCGUCACUUAGUCCCCUCCAAGGGAAGCCCUUGUCAGUGGGGUAUAAAUAGAAUCCUUAGAGCCCACAUUAAAACUCACAUCCAUCUGGAGGGAAACCAGAAAUGGGAGGUGGGAGUCCCUCAUUUUUGCUGCUUCCAGAGAUGUUAGAAACUGACUCUCGACUGAAACAUGGAAAGAAGUGCCUUGAGGGGGCGUGGCGUGGGGCGUGCACCAGAGGGGGACCAGCCCUGCCAAGUGCUGCUGGGGCCUCCGGCUUGGCUGGGACCCGCAGGCUGCCAGCUGCAAGGCGAAGGCGGAUGAACAGUGAGGGGCUGGCAUGGGGACAGCGGGCCUGAGGAACUGGUGACCGUUGUUGGCUGGCCCCCCGCCACCUGGGAGCCUUCAGGGGCUCGCCACGAUAGUUCAGAUGACCCUCGCCCUCAGCCCCUACAGUGCCUUUCCAAUGGGACCCCGCUGCCUGUGCCCAGCCCUCCCCCUUCCCUUCCCUUCUCAGCCCCACAGCUGCUGCCACCAAAUCCCCCAAGGGGGGCGGGGUGGAAGGGGAGCUGAGAAGGCGGCCCCCAGCCCAGCAGGGGUGUGGGGCCUGGGGUCCAUCCUGUGGCUUCCUGCCUGGCUUCAGAGAGCGCCGCCGCCGCCUCCUGGGCCUGCUCCCCAGGCUCCUGAGAAAGCACAGGACCAGCCAGGCAGUCGCCGUGCGCCUGCAUCUCGCUCUGCUUGGGCUCCAGAGAGGCUCCUGGCCUGAAGAGGGGGCGGGGAGGGGUGCCUUCCCCACUUGUGGAGUGAGCGGUGAGCACGAGGCCUGGCGAGCUCGCCCGCCCGGCUCGGCACCCCAGCACUUCGUUCGUACUGGAUCGUAGCUGCAUUACUGCCACCUGACAUUAUAAUCCUGUGCACCUUCUAAGAUUUAUGGUUUUGAAUUGCUGCUUUGAUAACAUUUGUUAUAUUAAAGUUUAAUUAAUGUGUCUGA